GUGGCAGGAAGGGGGGAACUCUGUGGUCAGGGAGGCGCUCGCCGAGCACAGCUGCGCAGUGCCAGCAGAGCGUCCGAUCCUGGCUCUCGGCCCUUCAGCCGCCUGCCCAAGAUGGUUCCAGCAGUGGUCUUGCUCUUACUCCUUUUGGUUGACCAAGCAGCGGCCCUGGGAGAGCCUCAGCUCUGCUAUAUCCUGGAUGCCAUCCUGUUUUUGUAUGGUAUUGUCCUCACCCUGCUCUACUGUCGACUCAAGAUCCAGGUGCGAAAGGCAGCUGUAGCCAACUAUGAGAAAUCAGAUGGCAUUUACACGGGCUUGAGCACCCGGAACCAGGAGACAUAUGAGACCCUGAAGCAUGAGAAACCGUCACAGUAACUUUAGAACAGAUGCCCUUGGUCACAUCCUUCUUCCGCUCCUGGUUCUCCUCCCAGCCCUCAUGGUUGGCAUCACACGUCUCCCUGCUGGUAAUGCCAGCUGACCCUACCCCUAUAAUGACGCUAUGCCCCCAUUAAUGGACAUCAGUGGUUCCUCCUCCCUGUCAAAGACCUAUGCUCAGAUGCUAUUCGUUAAUGUUUAUAUUCUAGUCUCACCCCCGCACCCCACCCUUCCCCAUCCCCAACUCGCUGUAAACAAUGUAAAGGGAGUACCACCAAUAAAGCCACCACAGACUGGA
Molecule: messenger RNA, 670 nt
Organism: Diceros bicornis minor
Lineage: Eukaryota; Metazoa; Chordata; Mammalia; Perissodactyla; Rhinocerotidae
Gene: FCER1G
Product: Fc epsilon receptor Ig
Exons: 5
Coding region: 112-372 (86 amino acids)
Biological process (GO): Fc-gamma receptor signaling pathway; T cell differentiation involved in immune response; antigen processing and presentation of exogenous peptide antigen via MHC class II
Cellular component (GO): external side of plasma membrane; Fc-epsilon receptor I complex; membrane
Molecular function (GO): IgG binding; IgE receptor activity
Source: RefSeq, a predicted model, not a curated record